AUGGUGCUCGUCGUCGUUGUCGUAACGCUGCUGUUCACUGAGCACAAGGUGGUAGACCCAGAAAUCGGCAAUCCCGAACCGUUCGUGUACACGGACGCUACUCGACGGAACCUCGGCGACCGCACGCGCUCCCGUCACCAGCGACGUGCGCCGCUCAAGGUUACACCUGGUCCCAACUUCUGUUCGGUGAACUGGAAAGGAGGCAGCGACUUGCUGCACGUCAGGAAGGAGGGUCCACCCCUCUCGGUCCUGGAGAAAGCGAUGCCACACGUGAUGCCCGGCGGUCGCUGGUUUCCGACCGGGUGCACGGCCCGGCACCGAGUGGCUAUAGUGGUGCCCUACCGGGACCGGCUGAGCAACCUGCAAGCCUUCCUGCAGCACAUGCACCCGUUCCUCCAGAGCCAGCAGCUCGAUUACGGCAUAUACGUCGUGGAGCAGAACGACGCGGAUGGGUUCAAGCGCGCGAAACUGUUCAACGCGGGCUACGAGAUUAUCAAGGCGAUGCACAAUCACAGCUGCUUCAUUUUCCACGACGUGGAUCUGCUGCCGGAGAACAGGCGCAACGUGUACGCUUGCAAUAAAGGAGGCCCCUUCCACUUGCCUACCUGCAUCGACCAGUGGAAAUACAAGGUUCUCUACUCGAGCAUAUUCGGAGGUGUGUGUGCCAUGCACAUCACGCACAUGGAGAAGGUCAACGGCUUCUCGAACUUGUUCUCGAAAUGGGGUGGCGAGGACGACGACAUGUCGCGCAGGUGCGUUGCUCAGGGUUGA
Messenger RNA from Rhipicephalus sanguineus (brown dog tick), 771 nucleotides. Its product is annotated as beta-1,4-N-acetylgalactosaminyltransferase bre-4-like. Gene Ontology annotation, molecular function: N-acetyl-beta-glucosaminyl-derivative 4-beta-N-acetylgalactosaminyltransferase activity. The record is from RefSeq and is a predicted model, not a curated record. Lineage: Eukaryota; Metazoa; Arthropoda; Arachnida; Ixodida; Ixodidae. The transcript has 4 exons. Bases 1 to 771 code for a protein of 256 amino acids. Gene Ontology annotation, biological process: glycosphingolipid biosynthetic process; carbohydrate metabolic process.